UAGACCCAGCCAAGAGAAUUGGAUGAGAAAGUGCCAAUUGCAUCAGAAACCAAACACAGAACUGGCUCCUCGAAAGAAAGGAGACAAGAGAACAACGCCGACUAUUUGCUUGGGCAAUGACCUCCAGUGGAGGAGAAGGGCAAACUCCCUUGCUAGAACAUAAUGAGCUAGAAGAAUUGAGAAAGGAUUGCACAGUGCCUUCCCCAGGAGCCUGACAAGACAUGGACAUGUGCUCUCCAACUCAGAUUAACAAAGGAUUAUGCCCAAAAGUUGCAUAAAGACUCCUCUGCUUUCCAUCAUGAAUCAGGACACUCUAAGAUUCAGGAUGUCAGUGGCAUUACAGGAGAGAAACCAGCUAUAGUUGGACAGCAUGGUAGGACCUCUUGCCAACAAGCAGAGCUUUUUGGGGACCAGGCCAUGCACCCUGGUGAGAAACCAUGGCAGUGUCCCAAAUGCAGCUGAGGAACUUUCAGGGACCUCUUGACCCUUCGCCACCAUCUCAGGAGCCACUAUGCCAAAACACGGUACCAAUGCACCGAAUGCAGAUCGCACUUCCGGCAGAGCGUGGACCUCAUCAAAUAUCAGCAGAUUCACACCAAGGAGAGGCCCUACCGGUGUCGGGAAUGCGGGAAAACUUUCCGUUUGUGCUCAGCUCUCUAUAGGUGCCACCAGGGACACAGUGGGGAGCAAUCCUUCCAACGCAACAUUGGUGAGAAAGGAUUCACCCAGAACUCAAGUCUGGCACAGCACCAUUGGUUCGUGAUAAAAGUCUGCGGUAUGUCCAGAAGUUGAAAGCACGAGCAACACUUUUUGAAAAGCUAGGGAUCCUGCAACACUUCUGCUUUUUUAAGGGUUGCCUUCGGUGAAGCAGAAAGUGCUGUAAACAUGGAAUCGGAGACCUUGAGAUAUUCCUGAGAUUGUUUCACAGUCAAAAGAAUGCAGAGUUAUAAUCCCACCCCUGUUGCACGAUGAGAGGCUGGGAAUAGCUGUUUGCAAGGGAGAACCAUCAUGCGCCCUAUGUCUUCUACACAUUAGAUGGCCCUGAGUUCAAAUUUUGAAAUCUCCAGGUUCAAAGGUUAGGUUAGGGUUAGGGUUGACAUGCAAACCUCAGGAAAUCAUUACUUGGCGACUGAUCGGGGAGAGGAAUAAUCUAACCCUUGUGUAAGAUAACCUCUGAUGCUCCUAGGAUAGUGGGAAUCACGCCAAAGAACUUUUUUAUGGCGCAAAAGAGCCAUUGUCAUGCAUUUAUCCUUUUGAAAGGCUUUUCGAUUUCUCUCUUCUCUGCAGUUGCUUCCUCAACCGUUCAAAAGAUACGGGUUUAAGGGAAAAGUACUAUGGAUGAUAAAAUGAUGAAAAGCAUACUUGGCUGCAAAAGGUGUUGGAGAUGAAUGUCAGCCUUUGGACCCGUUUACGGAAUGCAGCUGGACAGGCCGCACCAAGUUAAGAUACUGAGGGGCAUCGUUCAUUUGACCCUGAUGUGGACGGCCCUGUCCGGCAGGUUGUAGAUAAUGCACGCAAAGCAGUUUCCGGCAGUGAGCUUAGGGAAAGCCCCUCCUGCUGGUUGGUGGUUGCCAGAUAUUUUUCCAGUAAUAGGCAUAACAAGCACGACUUACAGCAAAAGACGGGAUGCAAAGGAUUGUGACAAGAGAGCACUGCAAAAAGGGAACAUAUCUGUCCAUUGUUGAAGCUCCCUUAGCAAAUUUGCAUGCUGCUAACUCCAAGGCUGACAGGGUUAGAAGCACAGUCUGGAAAAAGACAAGCAUUUGUCCCACAAGGCAAGCUGAGGACCGUCAUCGAUGGAGCUGCACCCCCUGGAUAGAGGAGACCCUUCCACUGAAGAGGCUGAUCAGCAGGAAGAAGUCACGAUGGAAGGCCGAAAGUCUCCUUUGAAAAGCCCCCAGAAGCUUUCUCUGUUGUCCUCCCCAGUGCGGGCCGUGAUUCGUCUUCGGAGGACGGCCCACAUGCUUAAAAAAGGCUUCUUGCCUGGGGACACUCAGGUCAAACUUCUCCAGCGGCAGCUUUCCUUGGGCAAACCCAAGUUAGGCAGUGCCUCCAACCAAGCUACUUUGAACAAUUCCCAGUACUUUACUUUUGACCCCUCAGCCCCGCUCCCUGUGACUAAACCCAGCCGGCGAAAAAAGAAGGCGAGGAAUCCCCGAGUGCUGUAUCCAGAAAGCUCCAGAAAAUAUCUCCCAACUGAGCACAAGAGCAAAGCGAAGAGGUUUCUCCUCUUGCUCAUGGCCAUCAUUUGCUUCCAGAUCCUCAACGCCAUUGAGAACUUGGACGAUAACCUCAUGAAAUACGACCUGGAUGGGUUAGAGAAGACCAUGGCCCGGGAGGUUUUUGGGCAGCCCUUUGUAAUUGAAAGGAUCAUGGGAUUGCUGAAAGAUUACUUGGCCACCCACGUCCAUAACAAACCUUUGGUGAUCUCCUUCAAUGGCCCAAGUGGAGUUGGGAAGAGCCACAUCGGAAGGCUUCUAGCUAAGCACUUCCGGUCCGUCAUUGGAGCCCAUUUUGUGCUUCAUUAUUUCAAGAUGCAUCACUGCCCGAAUGAAGCAUCCAUUUCCACAUGCCAACUGGAGUUGUCAGAGACAAUUGGAGACAUGGUAGCCAAAGCUGAAAUUGAGGAGAUCAUCCCGUUGUUUAUUCUGGAUGAGGUAGAGUCCAUGCCUGCAGCUCUGCUGGAGACCCUUGGUGGGUUUUUCCAGACGAACCAAACCAACGAGUACCUCAAUGCCGUGUACAUCCUCAUCAGCAACCUGGGGGGGGAGGAGAUCACAAAUCACUUUCUCCAGAACAUCUCCAGUGACCCGUUCCACCCCCAGAGGAAAAUGGAAGAGCUACAAACCUCUCUUCGCCCCAUCCUGAGUCACGUCCACCCUCUUUGGACAUGGGCGGAGAUUAUUCCAUUUGGGUUGUUGGAGAAAACCCACAUCUUGAGCUGCUUCUAUGAGGAGAUGAUGAGUGAAGGGAUUUACCCAAAUCCAAGUCACAUUGAACACUUAGCUGGCCAACUCAGCUAUUAUGAAAAGGCAGGGCGGGAAUUUGGAAUAACUGGUUGUAAACAGGUAGUAGCCAAAGUCAAUCUCCUAUAAGGACAGAUAAAAAUCCAGGUCAUGCAAUCACUUGGCCUCACUAAUAGAAUUUUACCAGGAGUCCAAAGGUCCGUGUCUCCCAUAUUUUCCUCACUUUGGCCAUCUAUGUCUUCAGAGAUACGGAUAAGGGGCAGUACCAUAUUUGUGUGGAGUUCAGUUAUGGAUACGGUGAGAUGGGACUGGACCAAGAUUCCAUAGCUUACUUUCCAAAAAAGGGGGUGUGGCUGUAGAUGGAUAGGGCGGGUUUAAGUGGGUGUAAUUAAAUUAGAAUGGGUGGGACUUGAAGAGUGAGAUCAGUAGAUUGGUCCUUCCCUCUCUUUCCUCAUUCAUUGUUGUUUGUCCAAACAACCUUGCAGAUUUCCACAAUAAAUAGAACUU
Messenger RNA from Python bivittatus (Burmese python), 3473 nucleotides. It is a transcript of the gene TOR4A, whose product is annotated as torsin family 4 member A. Lineage: Eukaryota; Metazoa; Chordata; Lepidosauria; Squamata; Pythonidae. Gene Ontology annotation, cellular component: nuclear envelope; endoplasmic reticulum lumen. Gene Ontology annotation, biological process: negative regulation of apoptotic process. Gene Ontology annotation, molecular function: ATP hydrolysis activity; ATP binding. The record is from RefSeq and is a predicted model, not a curated record.